Messenger RNA from Colletotrichum lupini, 927 nucleotides. RefSeq lists its product as uncharacterized. The transcript has 7 exons. Lineage: Eukaryota; Fungi; Ascomycota; Sordariomycetes; Glomerellales; Glomerellaceae. Bases 1 to 927 code for a protein of 308 amino acids. The record is from RefSeq and is a predicted model, not a curated record.
AUGCCGGCCUGUCAAGACUGGAGGCUUCAACGGGGAGGGGAGGGUCCCCUCGACGCCUGUCGAAGGGGGCCAACGUCGUACUGGGGACCCAAAAUCCGCAUCGAUAUAACGUCCACCUCGAGGCCCUGCUACCUCUUCGCGACGUCUGAUCGCAGCCAGGCUCAUCACGGGAGUUCAGACAAAUCUCGCCCCAUCAACACCACCUCAAUACAGUCGCUAUCCUCCGGUCUUGACGACCUCUUUCGGAAAAGGGGGACACCGUUGAGGGGGGCGACAGUUGCGACACUAAUUCCUUUCUCUGAUAUCGACAUGGGCAUAAUGAAUUCUAUGAGAUUGAGGCAAAGACGAGGUUCAUGGGAGCACCCGGAGCUGUCAGCAGAUCCUAGCAUGUGUUCGUCACCCCUCUCGAGUCUCGCCUCGCGUCUAUCAGGUCUAUCGUCAUGCGCGUUAUCGCUAUCGGGUAACGGGUUGGGCUGCCUGUCGGAAGUGCCCAUGCCCUAUAUGCCUUUCAGAUGCCAACCAUGUAGACUGCAGCGAGCUAGACGCACCAAAGACACUAAAGAAUGCAAACCCCUGACACCGGAUGACGGGGGCCUCAUGUCGGGGUUAACUGUCAAAGGAAAUUUGACAGCCCACCCUCUUCCGAACGGCUUCUUCCGCGGACGGCGCGAUAUAGAACCGUCUCCUGCAGGUCUCAGCUCGUUCUCCGUUAACGGCAAGGACGGACACGGGGAAGGGACGGAAAGCACGGGAAGCCGCGGCUCGCUCGACCGGUCAAGAAAAAAAACGCGCCUUUGGUCUCACUCUCUUGACGAUCGAUAUUCGCCCAACAUUAGUAAAUCACGUCAACGCCGCAGCCCGCGCGACCCCCUUCGAGUCCGCAACUUGCAGAUGACGGAUCACAGAAAGGGCGGCAAAAUGGGAUAA